This is a messenger RNA of Histoplasma capsulatum G186AR, 435 nucleotides long. RefSeq lists its product as uncharacterized. Gene Ontology annotation, molecular function: fatty acyl-CoA hydrolase activity. The coding region runs from base 1 to 435 and encodes 144 amino acids. Lineage: Eukaryota; Fungi; Ascomycota; Eurotiomycetes; Onygenales; Ajellomycetaceae. The transcript has 8 exons. The record is from RefSeq and is a predicted model, not a curated record.
AUGAAAACCUUAAAAUUUGUUCAAUCACUCCGCGUGACAGCCGCACGCCCUGGUGUUGUGAACUUCGAACUAGAUAUUGAGAAAGACCAUACAAAUCGAUUGGGUAUACUCCAUGGAGGCACGAUUGCCAGCAUGGUCGAUCUCGGCGGAUCGCUGGCCAUUGCUUCGAGGGGAUUAUUCUCUACUGGUGUCUCAACAGAUCUUCAAGUAACAUACCUCAGUUCUGGGGGUAAUAUUGGGGAUAAGAUUCUGGCGGAGGUUACAUGCGACAAAUUCGGGAAAACACUGGCAUUCACAUCGAUAAAGUUCACCAACACCAAUCACGAAGUUUUCGCACGGGGGAGCCAUACAAAAUUUGUUGCUAUCGCAUUCAAAGACCCGAAGAAUAUUGUCGACCAGCUGAAGCCGGAAAAUGGGGAAGAAGUGAAAUUUUAA